CGGGAGUCGCACUACGCGGUGCUCGGCUGCGCGCCGACGGCGACGGCCGGCGAGGUCAAGAAGGCCUUCUUCAAGCUCGCCCUCAAGUACCACCCGGACCGCAACGACGCCGACACGACGGCGACGAUGAUGAAGAUCAACGCCGCCUACGCCACCCUCGGCGACGCCCAGGAGCGCCUCAAGUACGAC
This is a messenger RNA of Aureococcus anophagefferens, 189 nucleotides long. RefSeq lists its product as hypothetical. The transcript has a single exon. The record is from RefSeq and is a predicted model, not a curated record. NCBI's taxonomy places the organism in Eukaryota, Pelagophyceae, Pelagomonadales, Pelagomonadaceae. The annotation marks the transcript as partial.